Molecule: messenger RNA, 536 nt
Organism: Anoplophora glabripennis (Asian longhorned beetle)
Lineage: Eukaryota; Metazoa; Arthropoda; Insecta; Coleoptera; Cerambycidae
Exons: 2
Source: RefSeq, a predicted model, not a curated record
AUUUUUUUUUACUUUGAUCUCUGCUAGGAGAUUCCUGCAAUUGUCUUAAUUGAAACUAAACAUCGUAAAAUACCCCAAGUUCAACGUUCACUAGAUUAAAUAAACAUGGACCGUACCGAAUCCAUAAAAACCAUAUAAACAGAGAACAAUUAAAAAUGUGGAUCGAAUUCUCAAAGUUAGUGCUGUGUUUUUACUUUUGUUCUGCAGUGGCAUCCACCACGUACCAAUCGCAAUUGGAUUACAUUAAGCGCAGUGACAGGUAUCCCUCGAAAUAUGCAGUGAGUAGUUCUAGUUACAAUUACAAAGUGAGCAAAUCUAGGUACCCAAAUUUAGAGAAGGUCAAGACUCGCAUCGAAAACAUGAAUAACGAUGCAGAGCCCUGGGGGACGAAGACUCUGUUUUCUAGGAUCAGGCAUAAGGGAUGGACCAAGCUUAGGCCGACGACGACUACUACGACCACCACGACUACAGAGAAUGGCUUGUUUGAGACUUACGGGGAUCUAGAAGACGGCGACUUGGAAGAUUAUGACAGUUUG